Nycticebus coucang (slow loris) is the source of this 3327-nucleotide messenger RNA. RefSeq names its product N-alpha-acetyltransferase 40, NatD catalytic subunit (gene NAA40). The record is from RefSeq and is a predicted model, not a curated record. Gene Ontology annotation, molecular function: histone H2A acetyltransferase activity; histone H4 acetyltransferase activity; protein N-terminal-serine acetyltransferase activity. NCBI's taxonomy places the organism in Eukaryota, Metazoa, Chordata, Mammalia, Primates, Lorisidae. Gene Ontology annotation, cellular component: nucleus. Bases 211 to 1302 code for a protein of 363 amino acids. The transcript is spliced from 9 exons.
CGUCCCGCCUAGCCGUGCUCCACCUGCGCGCCUUCUGCCGCUCGCCCACCUCUCGGUUCUGCGCCGGCGCGGUGCCCACGAGGCGCAUGCGCGGUGCGGGGGCCCGCCGCUCUGUCUCUGCCGUCGCCGCAGUCGCAGCUGUUGCCGCCUCCCUACCGGCAAGCGUGUGAAGGAGGGAACCACAGGGCUGCUGCCGCGGUCGCCGACGCCAUGGGGAGAAAGUCAAGCAAAGCCAAGGAGAAGAAACAGAAGCGGUUGGAGGAGCGAGCAGCCAUGGAUGCCGUUUGUGCCAAAGUGGACGCCGCCAAUAGGCUUGGAGACCCACUAGAGGCUUUCCCAGUGUUCAAGAAAUAUGAUCGAAAUGGGUUGAACGUCUCUAUUGAAUGUAAGCGAGUGUCUGGACUGGAACCAGCCACUGUGGAUUGGGCCUUCGACCUGACUAAAACCAAUAUGCAAACCAUGUAUGAGCAGAGCGAGUGGGGCUGGAAGGACAGAGAGAAACGAGAGGAAAUGACAGAUGACCGAGCCUGGUACCUCAUUGCUUGGGAAAACAGUUCCAUCCCCGUUGCUUUUUCUCACUUCCGGUUUGACGUGGAGUGCGGGGAUGAAGUCCUGUACUGCUAUGAAGUGCAGCUGGAAAGCAAGGUGCGGCGGAAAGGCCUGGGGAAGUUCCUCAUACAGAUCUUGCAGCUCAUGGCCAAUAGCACACAGAUGAAGAAGGUUAUGUUAACAGUAUUUAAACACAAUCAUGGCGCCUAUCAAUUUUUCAGAGAAGCGCUGCAGUUUGAAAUUGAUGACUCUUCCCCUAGCAUGUCUGGUUGCUGUGGCGAGGACUGUUCCUAUGAGAUCCUGAGCCGGAGGACCAAGUUUGGGGAUAGCCAGCACUCCCACGCAGGCCUAUCCUCUUCCCUGGUCUCAUGCUGCUUGACAGGUACCCUCAGAGCUGGUGCCACCUCAGUCUUGCAUGUGCCAGGCUGUACCCUGAGAGCACAGGACCCUGGGGAGGAGGUCCAGACUACCCUCCUCCUCUCUCCUAGAAGACCAGAGUGCCAGGAGGGAGUGGAGAGAGAAGAGUUGGUGGAGGCUCAGCCACAAAGUCCAUCUUCACCCAAUGGCUGCCUCUUUGCUUGGCUGUUGCGCCCUCAAGCAGAAGUUUCCCACACUUCUCUGCAGCUGGAUUCUCGACAGCCCCUCCCACAUACACACUUGGACAAAUGGAAUAUUUAUACCUGUCUUUAUGGAAGUCCUAGAGUCCUGGGUUUGGGGUCUGCUCAUCCCCAAAGAUUAAUGGACCUGGUGUAAGAUCUGGACAUAGAGGCUUCAGAGAGACUCGUGCUUUUGUGGAUGGAACGCUCUGGUGCAGACUGAGGGAAGAUCUUUUGUGCCAAGAUACAAGGAAGGAAAGAAAGCUCUUUUUCGUUGUCUUAAUGGAUCUGCAGAAUAGGGUUGUCUCGGGAUCAGCCAACUCUGGGAGGAAGGCUUUCUCUCUCUCCAUUCUGUCAGCAAGAGAGAAGCUGAGAGAACCAGACGCAAGGUGUUGUGUAGGGCCUGUGUGGGCAUGAAGACUUCUCUGGGCUCUUGGACUUUGCUGCAUUCUAAGCUUAACCUCUUGAUCUCAUGGCAGUGACUUGAGCUUUUCAUUCGUGGAAGAAAGCCAGAGGUUCUGCUUGUUUCUCUCUGUCUCUCCUCACUAUUCUUUUUCCCUGGCCUCUCAUCUCUACCCUAGAUACCUCUUCUUAGUCUCAAGGGGGGAAUAACAUCAGGGAGCCCCUGUCUUCCUCCAGAAGGACCCCUCGUUCCCUGAUGUAGUUAAUGCCGUUUCCUCUCAUCUCUUGGUGCUGAUAGUUCUCUGAAGGUGGGGCAUCCCUCCCCACUGCCGCCCUCCCUCUUCAGAGAGUCCCCAGCCAGCAGCAGGCCCCUCUGCCUGCACUCCCUAGCCUUGCCCCUCGCUGCCUCAGUGAGGCACUGGUGCCACGGCCCUGGCCCAGGCAAGCCACAGCUCAGCCUGUAGCAGGAAUGCCUCUCAGUGGCCAAAACAGCUGCUUUUCUCUCUGUCACCCUGUGGCAGCAGGCUGGAGCAGGGUGAGGAGAAGGCCUUCUCUGCCGGGAUGGGAUGCAGACUCAGAACUUAACACUCAUCCUGAUCUCUAGGCCCUAUGCCUGUUCCAGGGAAGAAAAACCAGAUCCUUUAACAAGAAAAAAGUACCUAACACCUCCCCUUGGACAUCCCUAAGCUCUGCUUUAGGGAGUAUUGUAAAGGUUCUAGCCUUUGUGAAGUUGCUUUCAUGGAAGUCUGUCAGUCCUUCUGACCUCAGCGUCUACUCACAGCCUGCCCUCUGCCCGACUUAGGAAAUCUGUCUUGGCAGAUCUCCCCCGGGUGAUCCUUGCUUCUCACCCAGAUACCUGCUUGUGCAGGGGCCUGUGCUUGCUGGGCCUCCUUUGCCUGGCCUGGCCCUCUGGCGAGCACUCUGCACGCUGCUGUUGACCCCACCAGCAGUGAGGUUGGUGCUCCUUGGAGAGGGCCUCAAGGCUUUACACUGGCAUAGCCUGCCUCUGCCCCACCCUGCUGACUCCCCAGGAGAGAGUUGACCUUGCUGGAGGGUAUUGGUAAGAACCGUGAAACAACAGAAGUGUGUUUAGGAAGAGGUUUUCCUCUUGUCUCUGUCUCUCAAAGGACACAGAAUGAUAUAUAUUUAUUGUCUUAGAUCAUGGAUUUCUGAUACAUCCCACUCAAUGGGGACCUAAAGGAACCCCCAAUGUAGAUCCCACGUAAGGUAAAUUCAGUAUAUGUUGUCUGUUUCCAGUGAUUAGACACUUGGCACCAAGCCUAUCGGUAGACAGGUGCUGGGUGCCCUGCUCAUGCCAGCCUCAGUAUGCCACAUCCCCGAGGCUCCUCAAGAGGUCUGGGCUGUGGCAGGAUAGGCGCUGUCUGAGACUAGCAGAUUACUCUGCUGUUGGUGUUGAGCCCAUUAAUUUCUAAAACAUCAGUCUUUCUUCACUUCCCUAGGUCUUGGUUUUGAGAAAUGUAGCAGAUUUUUUUGUACUGGCUUUUUUGUUUGUUUUUGUUUGGGGCAUGUUAAAAUAUUUUGUAAGAGUUUAAAAAUUUUAGUUGUUUCCACCCUAUUUGAGGUUAUUUUUGUUGUCAUCAAAUGUGUAUAGGACAUGCGUAUGGUUCUUUUUAACCCUUUCUGAUGUUUUUAGAGGGAACUUCAAAGAUAAACUUCUUGAUGUAUUUUUUUCUUCAGCAAGUUAUCACUGGAAUCAAAGGGAAAAAGUGAUUUCUUUGCAUUGGUUGUAUUUGUAUGUCACAAAUAAAAGACACUUUGU